This is a messenger RNA of Pangasianodon hypophthalmus (striped catfish), 5129 nucleotides long. It is a transcript of the gene tshz1, whose product is annotated as teashirt zinc finger homeobox 1. Gene Ontology annotation, biological process: regulation of transcription by RNA polymerase II. Gene Ontology annotation, molecular function: DNA-binding transcription factor activity, RNA polymerase II-specific; DNA binding. The coding region runs from base 522 to 3935 and encodes 1137 amino acids. The record is from RefSeq and is a predicted model, not a curated record. The transcript has 2 exons. Gene Ontology annotation, cellular component: nucleus. Lineage: Eukaryota; Metazoa; Chordata; Actinopteri; Siluriformes; Pangasiidae.
UGUGUGUGUGUGUGUGUCUCUGUGUGGAAGUUUCCUCCCUUUUUCUUUCCUGCUUGCUGUCCGGGUGAAACGUCGCGCGCGGGGACGAGCAGGGAGAAAUGGACGGAGCGGCUGUUGAGCAGUGAGCGAGCUGUGCGCCGUUACACACCGACACCGGAGAUACCGCUAAUGCACUGAGUCAACACCCGGGGCUGCCCCUGAACUCUUUACCUCCACACCAGAGUGCAGUUUGAUCCAUCAACAACCUUUGCUUUCUUCUUCUUCUUCUUCAUCAUCAUCUUCUUUUUUUUUUUAGUAAAGAAUAAAAACUGGGCAACACUCCGAGCUGAGACUUUAAUCAACUGAGUGACUUUUUCUAAAGGAAGGAAGCAAGGAAGCAAGAACAAUCCUAAAAUCCUGAUCCUGGCUGGUUAAAAAGAAAGGACCGAAUACAAGAUUUACCUUUUUUUCUUUUAUUUUUUUGUCGUCGCCUGUAUUUCGAUUCUGUAUGAAAAGUCAAGUGGAGAGAGUUGGAGAAGAGCAUGCCGCGGAGAAAGCAGCAAGCACCGAGGCGAUCUUCAGCCUACGUGCCUGAGGACGAGCUGAAGGCAGCCAAGAUCGAUGAGGAGCACCUGCAGGAUGAUGGCCUCUCCUUAGAUGGCCAGGACACAGAGUACCUGUGCAACGAGGAGGAGGAUCCACGUGAGCAGCUGAGCUACCAGAACUCCCCUCUCAGCAAUGGCACCAACCCUGAUGCCGGGUACGGCUCACCCCUUAGUGACACCAGCGAUCACCUGGCCGACUUUAAAAGUACCUCCUCCAAAGAGGGCCAGGAGAGGGAUGAGACUGAGGACAUGGAGACAGAGCCUGGUCUUUCUGUGCAAGACAGCUUGGCAAAGAUGAAAGCCGCCUAUGCAAACUUGAUCUCAAAUUCCUCAUGGUCUAGCAUCACAAGGGACAUUAUAAAAAGCAAACAAGUUAAUGUCAGCAACAACAGCACCACAAGCAACCACAAGGGGAGCAAUAGCAUUAUGAAUAGUCAUGCAACUAACAUUAACAGCAGUGGAAGCAGUAGCAUUAGCACAGCUAGUGUUAGUGCCACAACCAGCACCACCCCAAGCAACACUUCUGCCAAUGCCACUACUUUAACCAGUAAUAGCAAUGGAAAUGUAAGUGGUACCAGUAGUGGAAGUGUCUCUUAUGACUGGCACCAGGCUGCACUUGCUAAAACAUUACAGCAUACACCAUACCACCUUCUGCCAGAACCCAGUCUCUUCAGCACAGUGCAGCUGUACCGGCAAAACAAUAAGCUGUAUGGGCCGGUAUUUACUGGUGCCAGCAAAUUUAGAUGCAAGGACUGCAGUGCAGCUUACGACACACUUGUAGGCCUCACAGUACACAUGAAUGAAACAGGCCAUUACCGUGAUGACAAUAAAGAUCAGGAGGAUGACAUGGGCAAGAAAUGGUCCAAGCCAAGGAAGCGUUCCUUGAUGGAGAUGGAGGGCAAAGAGGAUGCUCAGAAAGUCUUAAAGUGCAUGUACUGUGGACACUCAUUUGAAUCUCUGCAAGACCUAAGUGUCCACAUGAUCAAAACAAAACACUACCAGAAAGUGCCUCUCAAAGAACCAAUGCCAGCUCUUGCCUCAAAGCUGGUGCCCUCUACCAAAAAACGAGUCUUUCAUGACCUAGUGUCCCCCUGCUCACCUGAGUCCAUAUCUAGCACAACAGGUGUUCCACUGACAGAAUCCACACCCACCAAAGACCAAAAGGUUACUAAUCCCUAUGUUACUGCUAACAAUCGAUAUGGCUAUCAGAAUGGUGCAAGUUACACCUGGCAGUUUGAAGCCAGAAAAGCCCAGAUCCUCAAGUGUAUGGAAUGUGGAAGUUCCCAUGACACCUUGCAGCAGCUUACAGCUCAUAUGAUGGUGACAGGACAUUUCCUCAAAGUCACCAACUCUGCUUCAAAAAAGGGGAAACAGUUAGUGUUUGACCCAGUUGUGGAGGAAAAAAUUCAGUCCAUUCCUCUUCCACCAACCACCACACGUCUACCAGUUCCAACUAUCAAGUCACAAAUAGACUCUCCUUUACAUACCUCUACAACUGAAGAGAGGAAGGAUUCACAGGAGGAGAAAAAAGAGGUGAAUGAGCCAGAGAAGAAAAUUAAAGAAGAAAAGGAGGACCCCUCUGACAAACCGGAGAACUCUGAAAAACCUGGCCAGUACAAAUAUCUCAGAGAAGAGGAUUUGGAAGAGACCCCAAAAGAGGGUCUUGACAUUCUCAAGUCUCUAGAAAAUACUGUUUCUAGUGCAAUCAGCAAGGCUCAGACAGGCACCCCUACAUGGGGUGGUUAUCCAAGCAUCCAUGCUGCCUACCAGCUCCAAGGGUCAAUGAAGUCUCUCUCUGCUGUCCAGAGUGUCAAAAUGCAACCCACAUUCAGUGCUAGCAGCUUGAAGUCUCUGUCAAAUGAAACCAGUGCCCUCAUCCAUUCCCCAGGAAGCCCAUCCCCACCUCCAAACCAUAAGAGCAAUGUCUUAGCCAUGGAAGAGUUAGUAGAGAAAGUCACAGGAAAAAUUGUGUCUAAAAGGGAGAAGGAGGAGAAGCCUACUGAACGCAUCCCAAAACAUGUCUCUACUCCAUCACCAUCACCUGUACCCAAGGAGAAAAAAGACUUCCCUCAGCCAACUGACCUUAGCAAGCCUACAAAGAAUGGCAUCACUGAGGAGACUGAGUCAGUUGGUAAGGAAGGGGAACAACCUGAGAGUCAUGCUGAAACUCCAGACAAGAACGGAAUGGACACCCUCAAAACGCAAGUCAGCAAUGGUUGCAGUAGUUUGGGAAUAAUCACUGACCACUCACCAGAACAGCCUUUAGUUAACCAUCUCAGUGCACUGCAGUCCAUCAUGAACACUCACUUGGGCAAGGCAUCCAAAACUGUCAGCCCAUUGUUAGACCCAUUAGCAAUGCUGUACAAAAUCAGCAACAACAUGGUGGAGAAACCUUUUUACAGUCCAACUCAGGUUAAGCAAUUUGAGUCCAUCAAUAGAUACUAUGACAACGAGGACCAGCCGAUAGACUUGACGAAAUCCAAGAACAGCAAUGGGCGUCCAAACAGCUCCUCCACUGUCAUAAGCAACAGUAGCAACAGCAGCAUUCCUAACAGUAAUCGACCCAUUCUUUCCAACUUAUCUGAAUCGCUGUCUUCCCCUCUGAGGGAAAAUGCCUUGAUGGACAUCUCGGACAUGGUGAAAAACCUCACAGGCCGCCUGACACCAAAGUCAUCAACACCCUCUUCUAUCUCUGAGAAGUCAGAAGCAGAUGGCAGUGCUUUUGAGGAUGCCCUGGAGGAUUUCACCCAUGUCCAGAAGAGGAAAGGGAGGCAGUCCAACUGGAACCCUCAACACUUGCUGAUCCUACAGGCUCAGUUUGCAUCCAGCCUUCGUGAAACUCCAGAGGGGAAGUUUGUCAUCACAGACCUGGGUCCUCAGGAGCGUGUACAUAUCUGUAAGUUCACAGGUCUCUCAAUGACCACAAUCUCUCACUGGCUCGCCAAUGUGAAGUACCAGCUCAGGCGGACGGGCGGAACCAAGUUUCUAAAGAACAUUGACUCUGGCCAGCCUCUGUUCUUGUGCAGUGACUGCGCCUCCCAGUUCAGAACUCCCUCCACUUACAUUAGCCACUUAGAAUCCCAUUUAGGCUUCAGUUUAAAGGACCUGUCAAAGUUGUCUAUAGACCUUAUGAGAGAGCAGCAAGCAGUCACAAAAAUGAUAACGGACAAGACUUUCAGUUCCCUCGGCUUGAACGAGGAUGACUCUAAUUCCAUCUAUCAGUGCAAACUGUGCAAUAGGACCUUUGUCAGCAAACAUGCAGUUAAGCUGCACCUCAGCAAAACGCAUGGCAAGUCUCCAGAGGACCACUUGAUCUUUGUGUCCGAGCUUGAAAAGUUAGAUAAAGCAUAAAGGAGCAGGCCAGUGGCAGUGAAGUGACUGACUUGAGAAUCAUUGCACUACAUCACUGUUCUGCACUGCAUCUGAACUGAGCCUUCAGUCAAAAUUGAUUAAAACUUUUGUUGUGCAACUGCCUGACUGGACCAUGAUCUGUCUCUCCUUUUUCAGUUGUUGCUGUUUUUUUCACUCUGUUGAUUUCUAUAUCUUACUUUGUAUUGUAUUUAUAUAUGUGUUAAUUAUGUGCAUGUUUUUCCCUAGUGAGUCCAGAUUUGAACAAAUUUUCCACUGUUUGUACUUUGUGGAAUCGAGAAUGAGACCAGCAUGGUAUCCAUGGGCAUGGUCAAAACAAGGCUGUAACACGUGAAAAUAAGGAAUACCACGUGAAUUUCAUUGAAUCUAUCAUCCCUUAUUCUUAAAAUAACUGACAAUUUCAGCAAACAAAUGUGCAGAGGCUAUAAAGAAUAUAUAUAGAGUAUAGAGUUAUUGUUUUGAGCUCAAAUUCCCAAAUUUGACUUUAUACCAACAAUACCAACAUCCCAUUAAAUCACUGAAAAUAUACAAAAGGCAGCAUUGUAUCUUUAACACCUCAACAGAUAAUGAUUGACUGGCUGCUUCAGAUGAUACACUCUGUGUUUUAAAUGAUUUUGUUUUAACAUUUUUGUUAAAUCAGUUGGUUUUGUUGUUAAGUAUCUUUUUUUACUGUAGCAAUUUGGAAAUGUAUGCUUUGGUACCGACUUUUCUCUUUCUAUAGGUUUGCUUCGAUUUCAACCUGUAAAGACUUAAUCAAAUCCUUAUAUACAGUACAUAUAUAUUUAAAUGAUCUGCAAUGAUGUACAUGUACAUUUUUCCAUCAUCAUAUCUUGCCAGUUGCCGCAGCUUUGUUUGUAUGGUGUGCAUUCUUUUAUAUUGUCAUUUUAUAUAUAGUAAACAAAAAGGAAAUAAUAUGUAAAUAGAUAUAUAUGCAGACGGUAUGUGAACAGUAGCGCUGACGUUCAUCCUUUUGGUCCUCCAGUGUGGUUAAUAUUAAUUGGUUUGAUGGAAUGCAUCCUCAGAUGCACAUUAUGCCUGAGUGAAAAAGAGCAAUGCACAACAGGAAAGCCAGUGCAUUUCAAUGUUUUUAAUCAUACCAUUGUGAAAUGUCUCAUCAACUCAUAAAAAAUAUUGUUUUUGUCUCUCAAUUGUAAAAUAAAUCCUGACAUUUCUUGA